ACAUCUAUAAUUUUUCUUCAAAAUCUAUUCUCUUCUCCGAACAAGUAAUAUUCUUUCGCACCUAGCUUCUUCUUUGUCGUCUGUCUUAGAGAAUCUACAGUGCAGAUGGCUGCUUCAUCGGCUUGUCUUAUCGGGAACGGACUAUCUCUCCACGCAACCAAACAAAGGUCUAAACAGUUUAGACUCUCCUCAACGUCUGCUUCACCUAACAGGACAUCUAUUGUGAAGGCUUCUUUAGAUGUGAACAAACACGAAGCACGUAGAGGCUUCUUUAAGCUUUUACUCGGAAACGCAGCAGCAGCUGGAGUGAGCUUGCUCAAAACUGGUAAAGCAAAUGCAGCAGAUGAGCAAGAGGUCUCUUCGUCUAGGAUGUCAUACUCCAGGUUCCUCGAGUAUUUAGACAAAGGAAGAGUUAACAAAGUAGAUUUGUACGAGAACGGGACGAUAGCCAUUGUGGAAGCUGUUUCUCCUGAGCUGGGUAACAGGAUCCAGCGCGUACGCGUGCAGCUACCGGGGCUGAGCCAGGAGCUUCUCCAGAAGCUGAGGGCGAAGAAUAUUGAUUUCGCGGCACAUAAUGCUCAGGAAGACCAAGGCUCUCCAUUGCUCAACUUGAUUGGGAACCUAGCUUUCCCUGUGAUUCUCAUUGGCGGUUUGUUUCUUCUCUCGAGACGGUCUUCCGGUGGUGGGAUGGGUGGUGGUGGGCCUGGUGGUGGGCCUGGCUUCCCGCUUCAGAUCGGUCAGUCCAAAGCCAAGUUCCAGAUGGAGCCAAACACUGGUGUAACAUUCGACGACGUGGCUGGUGUUGAUGAAGCAAAGCAAGACUUCAUGGAAGUGGUGGAGUUUCUCAAGAAGCCUGAGAGGUUCACUGCGGUCGGCGCUCGGAUCCCUAAAGGUGUCCUCCUCGUUGGUCCUCCCGGUACUGGUAAAACCCUCUUGGCCAAAGCCAUUGCUGGUGAAGCCGGUGUGCCUUUCUUUUCCAUCUCGGGGUCUGAGUUCGUUGAGAUGUUUGUCGGUGUUGGUGCUUCGAGGGUGCGUGAUCUUUUCAAGAAGGCUAAGGAGAAUGCGCCGUGCAUUGUCUUUGUGGACGAGAUUGAUGCUGUUGGUAGGCAGAGAGGGACUGGGAUUGGUGGAGGUAAUGAUGAAAGAGAGCAGACCUUGAACCAGCUCUUGACUGAGAUGGAUGGGUUUGAGGGUAACACUGGUGUCAUUGUUGUUGCUGCAACUAAUAGAGCUGAUAUUCUUGACUCCGCCUUGCUGAGACCAGGGCGUUUUGACCGGCAGGUGUCUGUUGACGUUCCAGAUGUUAAGGGAAGAACAGAUAUACUCAAGGUUCACUCCGGGAACAAGAAGUUUGAGAAUGGUGUUUCACUUGAAGUAAUAGCCAUGAGAACGCCUGGAUUUAGCGGAGCUGAUCUGGCAAACCUCUUGAACGAGGCGGCCAUAUUGGCUGGACGACGUGGGAAGACAGCGAUAUCAUCGAAAGAGAUUGAUGACUCGAUUGAUAGAAUUGUAGCUGGGAUGGAAGGAACUGUGAUGACGGAUGGGAAGAGCAAAAGCUUGGUUGCUUACCAUGAAGUUGGGCAUGCUGUCUGUGGGACAUUGACUCCAGGGCAUGAUGCUGUUCAAAAGGUCACGUUGAUACCAAGAGGACAGGCGAGAGGUCUGACUUGGUUCAUUCCCUCGGAUGAUCCAACUCUAAUCUCAAAACAGCAACUGUUUGCAAGAAUUGUUGGUGGACUCGGUGGUAGAGCUGCUGAAGAAGUCAUAUUUGGUGAGCCUGAGGUGACAACUGGCGCGGUUGGUGACUUGCAACAGAUCACCGGUUUGGCUAAGCAGAUGGUGACAACAUUUGGGAUGUCUGAAAUUGGACCAUGGUCGCUAAUGGACUCAUCAGCUCAAAGCGAUGUGAUUAUGAGGAUGAUGGCAAGAAACUCAAUGUCUGAGAAGCUUGCAAAUGACAUUGAUUCAGCGGUGAAGACGCUAUCAGACCGGGCGUACGAGAUAGCUUUGGGACACAUAAGGAACAACCGUGAAGCCAUGGACAAGAUUGUUGAAGUACUUCUCGAGAAGGAGACUAUGUCUGGUGAUGAGUUCCGAGCAAUCCUAUCAGAAUUUACCGAAAUUCCACCUGAGAACCGUGUGGCUUCUUCCUCAACAUCAACAUCAACACCAACACCAGCUCCUGUUUGAGUAAACGAGACAUUUGAAUGAAUCUCUUCUUGUGUAUAUCCUAAGAUACUACUUCCCAUUCUCUGUAACAAGUAUGUCUCGUUGGAGUAUAAUAGACAAACUCAGUUAUAUAUAUA
Molecule: messenger RNA, 2306 nt
Organism: Brassica oleracea var. oleracea
Lineage: Eukaryota; Viridiplantae; Streptophyta; Magnoliopsida; Brassicales; Brassicaceae
Product: ATP-dependent zinc metalloprotease FTSH 8, chloroplastic-like
Exons: 5
Coding region: 106-2190 (694 amino acids)
Biological process (GO): proteolysis
Cellular component (GO): chloroplast thylakoid; membrane
Molecular function (GO): zinc ion binding; ATP-dependent peptidase activity; ATP binding
Source: RefSeq, a predicted model, not a curated record